GAGGGUUUCCCCAAUAAAAAAAACCCCUAAAAUAGAUGAGAGAGAAAGAAACGAAGAGAGAGAAAAUUUAGAGGGAAAAAAAAUAAAAAUAAAAAAGAUAGAUAGGGUUCAGAGAGAACUGAAGAAAGAGAGUGUGUGUGAGAGAGAAACAGAAACCCAAAAAUCCCUAUUUCUGGUUUCGAUCUGAACAAAAACGCCUUCGUAUCUUCAUUCUUCAUACCUACAGUUUAGGUCAGAGAGAUCCACCAGAUCUAUACCAAAUUCCUAGGGUUUGGAUGAGUCCAGCUGCAUUGGAGAAGAUGGAAGAUGCUAAGCCUUCGGAAGCAGCAUCGGCCAACAAUUCACAAACAGAUAGCGCGGCGGCUACUGUCGACCCAUCUGAAGCUCGAUUCUCCGACUACUGCAAGAAUGGAAUGUCGUUGGAUGAGAACACUUGCACACAAGCUAUGAAGCUGUUGAAAGAAACCAAACACCUUUUACAGACUAAUGUUUCAGCUUUUGGCAACGGAACGGUUGAUGAAGCAGAAAGGUUUUGGUUUGCUUUUAUUCUGUUUUCUAUUAAAAGGCUAAGUGAGAAGAAGCAAGGGUCUGAUGAUAAUGGAUAUACAUUAUGCCAGAUAUUGAGAGCUGCGAAGCUGAACAUUGUGGACUUCUUCAAGGAGCUUCCUCAGUUUGUUGUUAAGGCUGGUCCAACUUUGAGUAAUAUAUAUGGUGCAGAUUGGGAGAACAGACUAGAGGCAAAAGAGAUGCAGGCCAAUUUUGUGCACUUGAGUCUACUAAGCCAGUCCUACAAACGUGCAAUCCGGGAAUUUUUCUUGACAACUGAAGCAAAUGUUGAUAAGCAGUCUGCUGUUGCUAGUGCAUCUGGCUAUGUCUCAGACUACCACCGUUUUGGAUGGUUGCUUUUUCUGGCACUUCGCGUACAUGCGUUCAGCCGUUUUAAGGACUUGGUGACUUGCAUGAAUGGUUUGGUUUCCAUAUUGGCUAUCUUAAUUAUUCAUGUUCCUGUUCGCUUCCGAAAUUUCAAAUUUGAUGAUUCUCAACUAUUUGUUAAGAAAGACGGCAAAGGUGUAGACAUCCUCGCAUCACUUUGCAACAAAUAUCAAACAUCAGAAGAUGAGUUGAGGAAAAUAAUGGAAAAGGCCAAUAAUUUAAUAGCAGAUAUCUUGAGUAAAAAGCCUCAACCAGCAUCUGAGUGUAGAAUUGGAAACUUGGAGAAUAUCGACACAGAUGGUUUGACAUAUUUUGAAGAUCUACUGGAGGACUCAUCUUUGUCAUCCAGUUUAGGUAUUUUAGAAAAGGAUUAUGAUGGUGCAAUUCGUAGUAAGGCCGAACUGGAUGAGAGGGUUUUCAUUAAUGAUGAGGACAGCUUACUUGGUUCAGGGAGCUUGUCAGGAGGUUCUGUGAAUAUAAGUGGUGUGAAGAGGAAAUUUGAUUCGAUAGCCUCACCUGCUAAGACGAUUACAAGUCCACUCUCUCCUCAGCGCUCUCCUGCAUCUCAUGCAAAUGGAAAUAUGGGGGUUUCUAAUUCAAAGAUGGUAGCUACGCCUGUAAGCACAGCAAUGACAACUGCAAAGUGGCUUCGUACUGUCAUUUCACCACUUCCACCAAAGCCCUCAGCAGAGCUGAAGCGUUUCCUGGCAUCUUGUGAUAGGGAUUUAACUGAGGAAGUAGAUACAAGGGCAAAAAUAAUAUUGUUUGCUACAUUUCCAAGUACUGCUCAGGGAGAGCAUUGUAUGUCUACAAACCUGCAAUCUGCAAAUCUCAUGGACAGUAUCUGGGCAGAACAACGAAAAUUUGAAGCACUCAAGUUAUAUUAUAGGGUAUUGGAAGCAAUUUGUAGAGCAGAGGCCCAAAUAUUGCAUGCAAGUAAUUUGACAGCUCUAUUGACUAAUGAGAGGUUCCAUAGAUGUAUGCUCGCCUGUUCUGCUGAACUAGUCCUGGCAACACAUAAGACUGUUACAAUGUUGUUUCCUGCGGUGUUGGAGAGGACUGGCAUUACAGCUUUUGAUCUUAGCAAGGUCAUCGAAAGUUUCAUUAGACAUGAGGAAUCCCUCCCGAGAGAAUUGAGGCGGCAUCUGAAUUCAUUAGAAGAACGACUUUUGGAGAGUAUGGUAUGGGAAAAGGGGUCCUCCAUGUAUAAUUCUUUGACAGUUGCAAGGCCUAACCUCUCCGCAGAAAUAAACCGUCUUGGACUAUUGGCAGAACCAAUGCCACCUUUGGAUGCAAUUUGCAUGCACAUUAACAUGAAUUCUAAAUUUAUUUCUGGAGGGAUUCCUCCCUUCCCUUCUUUGCAGAAGCAUGAGACUUCACCAGCUAAUUAUUAUUCAGGUCAGAAUGGGGAUAUCAGAUCCCCAAAGAGAUCAUGCCCGGACUAUCGAAGUGUAUUAGUGGAGCGGAAUUCCUUUACAUCACCAGUCAAGGAACGCCUCCUGGCCUUCAGUAACCUUAAAUCAAAGCCACCACCACCUCCUUUGCAGUCUGCGUUUGCUAGUCCAACACGGCCAAAUCCAAGUGGUGGAGGGGAGACGUGUGCAGAAACUGAAAUCAAUAUAUUCUUUAGCAAGAUUACUAAGUUGGCUGCUGUCAGAAUCAAUGGUAUGGUCGAAAGGCUACAACAGUCUCAGCAGAUUAGGGAGAAUGUGUAUUGUCUUUUUCAACAAAUACUAAGUCAGCGGACAUCUCUAUUUUUUAACCAUCACAUUGACCAAAUCAUCCUUUGUUGUUUCUAUGGAGUUGCAAAGAUAUCUCAACUCAAUCUGACCUUUAGGGAAAUUAUUUACAACUAUAGGAAGCAACCACAAUGUAAACCUCAAGUUUUUCGCAGUGUGUUUGUUGAUUGGUCAUCUGCACGGCGCAAUGGGAAAACAGGACCAGAUCACGUUGAUAUCAUUACAUUUUACAAUGAAAUUUUUAUCCCCGCUGUAAAGCCUCUGCUGGUUGAGCUUGGCCCUGCUGGAGCAACUACAAAAACUAACCGAGUUCCUGAAGUCCACAAUAAUAAUGAUGCUCAAUGUCCUGGAUCGCCUAAAAUAUCUCCUUUUCCAAGUCUCCCUGAUAUGUCUCCGAAGAAAGUAUCAGCUACACACAAUGUGUACGUCUCUCCAUUGCGAUCAUCCAAGAUGGAUGCUCUGAUAUCACAUAGCUCGAAAAGCUAUUAUGCUUGCGUUGGAGAAAGUACUCAUGCAUAUCAGAGCCCUUCAAAAGACCUGACUGCCAUCAAUAACCGCUUGAAUGGUACCCGGAAGCUUAGAGGCACCCUAAACUUUGACGAUGUUGACGUUGGCUUGGUUAGUGAUUCUAUGGUUGCCAACAGCCUCUACCUUCAAAAUGGGAGUUGUGCAUCCUCAUCAGGUGCACCACUGAAAUCUGAGCAACCUGACUCCUGAUUCAAUGGGCUACUGUCCUUUUUUGUAAAUUCUUGUUCUUCUCUCAUUUCUUCACUUAUUUAAUCUAUACUUGUUUAGCUUAUGAUGGGGUGUUGUGUGAGCAGUGAGUUAUUGUAGAAUGGCUGCCACCACCCCCAUGUGCUUAUGUAAGUUAGGUAUGGAGCUUGAAAAAUGUAGUGGCUCUAAUUGACUAAUUUAAUAAAAUUUGUUUUCUGCUUA
Molecule: messenger RNA, 3608 nt
Organism: Quercus robur (English oak)
Lineage: Eukaryota; Viridiplantae; Streptophyta; Magnoliopsida; Fagales; Fagaceae
Product: retinoblastoma-related protein
Exons: 19
Coding region: 276-3389 (1037 amino acids)
Biological process (GO): cell differentiation; negative regulation of G1/S transition of mitotic cell cycle; regulation of transcription by RNA polymerase II
Cellular component (GO): transcription regulator complex; chromatin; nucleus
Molecular function (GO): RNA polymerase II transcription regulatory region sequence-specific DNA binding
Source: RefSeq, a predicted model, not a curated record